GCCUUCACUGAGACGUGAACUACUGUGAACAAUGGACGAACGAAUUACCUAAUACAACCAGAACACAACACAGAGCAGUAUGAUUUUGUAUAUUCGUAGUUGAGUCAAACUCGUAGUAUGCUUUGGCAUGCUCCUUAUCAUGGCAUUUUUAUAGAAUGUUGUAAAUAACAUCAUAUGGGUUAUUUACACCAUGGUUCAUAGUUGACUUCAGGUGAUUCGUGAGUGGUCGUGGCGAGGUCAGGUCAAGCUGGAGCUGGCGUUUUGCGUGAUAGGUAAUCUGGAUCAUUAUCAAAGUCAGAGUAAAAAAGGAACCCAUUUUUUUUCUUUUACAAUGGGUAUUAGAGGAUUAGCUACAUUCAUAGCUCAUAACUCGAGUAAAUAUUUAGAAGAUCAUGAAUUAAAAGAUUGUUAUUUAGUGAUUGAUGGUAAUAGUUUUGCUUGUCAGUUGUACUCAAGUUCAUCAACAUUUAACAGUGCUUUUGGUGGGGAUUAUAAUCGUUUUGCUGCCUCUGUGAUUGAAUUCUUUGAUGCCCUAAAAAAGUGUAAAGUUAUUCCUUUAGUUAUUUUUGAUGGAGGCUAUGAAAUAAGAAAACUAAAAACAGCAUUUUCAAGAAUAAGACAAAAAUGGUUUGUUGCUAGGGAUGUAACUCCAAUGUCUUCAUGUAAAAAUUCUGUUUUUCCAUGCUUUCUGAAAGAAGUUGUGAAGGAUGUUCUUAGAGAAUUGCAAAUCUCAUUUGCACAAAGUUUGUUUGAAGCUGAUUCGGAGAUAGCUGCAAUAGCAAGACGUUUAAAAUGCCCUGUGCUUAGUUAUGACUCAGAUUUCUUUGUAUAUGAUGUACUGUACAUUCCUUUUCCAACUUUGUAUCUGAAUCCAUGUUCAGAUAAGUCUUCUCAGUCAACAGAUGCAACAUAUUAUAUGAGUUGUAGCCUCUAUCGAGUAGAAAACUUUUUGAAACGAUAUGGUGGUCUUCAGAAGGAAAUAUUACCAUUUCUUUCUAUUAUGUUGGGUUGUGACUAUAUUGGAAAUAGAGUAUACAAAUAUUUUGUCAGCAAAUUGAAGAGAAAAACGGGACGUGUGACAAAUAAACGACAGCGAAGAAUUGCAAGUUUACUUGAAUGGUUGAGGAAUGAGACUCUAGAAUCGGCAAAAUCAAAGGUCAUAGGAUGUUUGAAGAAGCACAAAAAGGAAGGUCUGAAGUUUCAAAUCAAAAAAAUAAUUUCCAUGUAUGUACAAGACUCCAGUGAACUUCUACCAUAUCUAGGAAUUGAUGUUUCCUCUCUUGACAUGGAAUUAACGGAUGAUAAAAAGCAUGUGAUGAACAUUUGGGAGGAUCAAGGUUUGAGUGACGACUGCCUGAGAGGAGAUUCAGAUUCAGAAAAUAGAGACGACGACACUUGCAGCAGCAAUGAUAUUUCAAGUGAGAGUGAUGGAUCUGAAUUCAAUGAUGAAUAUAAUGAAGAACAAUCUGAGACUACUGGUGAGCAACAGGAAAUAAUUUGUUCAUGGGAAAUGAGAAAGGCUUGUACUUUACCUUCAUGGUUUCAUGACAGAUUCAGAAAGGGUACUCUUCCAUCUGCGUUUUUGGAUAUGGCUAUUCAUAACAUUUACUUUCUCCCACCUCAAGUUGAAGACUAUAAUUAUCCCAGUUCUCAUAUUAUUUCAUUAAAAAUUAUUGCUGUCAUAUAUGGACUCCUUGUUAGUUGUGAAUAUGUGAAGCCUCUUAGAUGUCAAAUUCGUAAACAUCAUUCACCAAAUCAUUGCAUUGAGGUUAAACCAAUUUUUGAGACAUUAAGUAUAAAAUUUUCCUUAAAUGAGUUACCCAGAUUAUCCAUAGCACAGAGAUUAUCAAUUUUAUUAGAAGUAGCUGGUUUAAAUUUAAUUGACCAAAAGAGAAUAUCCUCUCUUCCUGAAUCAUGGCAACUCUACAUUGUUGCUUUAGUGUUCUGGGCAACACAGGCCAAAGAACCACCAGUGAAUAGUUCACAUAUUAAUGCUGUACUUCUUUCCUUGAUACUCCUUGAUGUUGUAUCUAAGAAUGUAAUAUGUUUAGGUUCAACAAAAAAGAGUAGAAGGAAACAGAAAAAUAUGGUUAAGAAGGCGAGAUCAGGUCACAAUUGUAAUGUGCUGUUCACAUGUGCAUUGAUGAUGGGUAACAGAACAAAUGAAGAAUUGUCUGAAAACAUGUUUUCAAAUCAAGUAGUGGAUACUGAAUUUAGAAGAGGAAAUGUACAAGAUAUUUGUGAUACUGAAAGUAUUUGUAAUGAAGAAGUGAAAAUAAGUACUAAUAAUGUAGUUGAGGCACUUGAACAUGUGAAUCCAGAAGAAUGUAGUUUUGUGAAGAAAAUAUUGCGUCCUUUGUGUCUUGUGGAAGAGAAAUUGAAGACUCGACCCAAGUUAUUUUGUGUUUCAAUUGUACAUACGUUUGCACAGUUUCAGAGUUGUUUGUUGCAUUUCUCAUAUCUUAAUUCUUUAUUAGAAUACCCAUUACCUCAUUGUAUUAGUUUCAGAGCAUUUUCUGGUACAUUUGCUUAUAAUAUGUAUAACAAUCUGAAACAUCGAACAGAUGCUGUUGAAUACCUAUCUCAUUUAUUAUCUACUGCACCAUCUGUCUUAGCACUAUUCAAAUUUCUUAGCCAAGAAAUAAAGUGCUUGAUCCCCAAUGUACAAUCAGCAGAACAUAUAAAGAAAAAAACACGGAAGAAAAAAUUGCCCCGCAGAAUAGAAAAAAACACAAAUGCUUCAAGUGAGCAUGAGGAAAAUUUCAUAGAUGCAGAAAACCCUGUUGAUACAGAUUUUGAGGAUCCAUGUAAUCGUUUUGCAGUCUUAACAAUGAGACAGUGAUACAAAUUCAGAGAAAAUUGGGAAACAAAAAGUAUUGCACUAUGUGAAAAACAAUAUUGAAUUAAAUUAGAGUUUAAUAAAAUUUAUCAUAGUACUUUGAUAUUUUUUAGAAAUUAUUUGUUAUUAAUUACACAGUAGUCUGUAAAAUAUACAUCAAUGUUGAUUCCUGAAAAUUUCAUAUUAUUAAAAGAGGAAACCUAUUUAUUAUUUUUGUUACAUUCUGGCUAUUGUUGUGUAUAUGUUAUUACAUUUGUUAUCUGUUGAUUCCUUUAAAGGUUAAACCUUUCUAAUUAAUUAGUGUUUUGUAAAAAUGCUCCCAAAAUUUGUGAUAUUUGCAAUUUUUUAAUUUGUUACAUAAUUUAAUAUAAUAAUGUUUACUAAUGUACAAAUAAAGACAUUUUCUUCUCAGGAAGCUUUUUUUAUAUAGAAUAUUUAAAAACAAAUAGAGAUUAAUGUUACAAACAAUUGAUUUUUCAUUCAGAGAAUAAUUUGUAUUGUGAAAAUUAAUACAAUGUUUGUAAUUUCUUUGCUUAUUGCAAAGGAAGAAGUGAAGAUUACUUUUUUAAGUAUGAAAUAAUAUUUUUUUUUAUAUCAAUUUCCUAUAUUUGUAUUCAUGGCUUGACUAAGCUCCCUCACAAUUGCCAUGUAAUUGCUGUAGGAAAUGCAAUGAAUAACAUGACAUAAACACAAUUGAUGCAUUAUUUUCAUUUUUCAAAAAUUACACAUAUAAAAUUAUUUAGAUAUAUCAUUCACAUCAUGAAUAUUUAUAUGUUAUUGCAUUUUUGAGUGCAAAUAGUUCAAAUGAUUUCUUAUGAAGUUUCUCAGAAACUCAAACAUUUUCUGUGAAAAAUCGCUCAAAAUUGCAUGUUUGGAGGCACAGUUAAAUGUUAAAGAUAGUCAGCAUUUUCUCAAAAACGACUCAACAUUUUUCAGUGAAAAUUUGCAUACAGAAACUGGUUUUAUACUUAUACAAUAUUCUUAAAAUUAUAUUUCGAUUUCA
This is a messenger RNA of Gryllus bimaculatus (two-spotted cricket), 3842 nucleotides long. Lineage: Eukaryota; Metazoa; Arthropoda; Insecta; Orthoptera; Gryllidae. The record is from the annotation of a GenBank genome assembly.